CAUCACCGCCGCACUAACACCACCACCCUCACAAAUUCACAAUGGGUCACGCAGCCGGUCUCCGCGCGGGUACGCGCUAUGCCUUCUCAAGGGACUUCAAGAAGAAGGGAAUGAUCCCGCUCUCCACCUACCUCAAGCAGUACAAGGUCGGUGACAUCGUCGAUGUCGUAGCCAACGGUGCGGUCCAGAAGGGUAUGCCCUACAAGGUCUACCACGGCAAGACCGGUAUCGUCUACAACGUCACCAAAUCCGCCGUCGGAGUCAUCCUCCAGAAGCAGGUCGGCAACCGCUACAUGGAGAAGCGCAUCAACGUCCGCAUCGAGCACGUCCGCAUGUCCCGCUCGCGAGAGGACUUCCUCAAGCGCGUCAAGGCCAACUUCGCCCUCCAACAGAAGGCCAAGGAGACUGGCGAGAAGCAGCAGCUGAAGCGUAUCCCCAAGCAGCCCCAGGGCGAGCGCACCGUCAGCCUGAAGGACAACAAGCCCGAGAACAUCACACCUGUACCUUACGAGACAACGAUCUAGACGUGGAAGGGUGUGCGUGCGGCAAAAUGGGAUAUGGAUGGUUCACGGCGUGGUUUCUCGGAUCUCUCGAUUUUACUCUCUUCUGCACUUUCACUAGCAUUGAAAGCGGCGAAAGCAUGGUGCAGAUAAACAAUGUGCCAACAUGGCUGAGUCACCCCUCACGCCAAUGAAACAUAUCAAACGUCCCA
Molecule: messenger RNA, 712 nt
Organism: Parastagonospora nodorum SN15
Lineage: Eukaryota; Fungi; Ascomycota; Dothideomycetes; Pleosporales; Phaeosphaeriaceae
Exons: 3
Coding region: 42-524 (160 amino acids)
Biological process (GO): translation
Cellular component (GO): ribosome; cytosolic large ribosomal subunit
Molecular function (GO): structural constituent of ribosome
Source: RefSeq, a predicted model, not a curated record